Drosophila miranda is the source of this 6987-nucleotide messenger RNA. It is a transcript of the gene Crag, whose product is annotated as DENN domain-containing protein Crag. The transcript has 13 exons. Gene Ontology annotation, molecular function: protein binding. Gene Ontology annotation, biological process: regulation of Rab protein signal transduction. Lineage: Eukaryota; Metazoa; Arthropoda; Insecta; Diptera; Drosophilidae. The record is from RefSeq and is a predicted model, not a curated record. Gene Ontology annotation, cellular component: cytoplasmic vesicle. The coding region runs from base 582 to 5660 and encodes 1692 amino acids.
CUCAACAGGGUGCACACAAUGGCAACUCUGGGCCACUAACAGCGGGCAACAUACACACACACAGUUUGACAGUUAACAUCAUUCUUUAUUUUAUUUUUUGGCAUACUCACGUAGUUUAAUUCAACGCAAAAUUUUGUAUAUGCAAAAGGGGACGUAACGUUAUUCAAGUACAAGGUAUGUGCACGACGCUAUUUAUUCGAAAAACACUUGAAUCGCGGAAUUGCGUCGAAACGGGAACAUUACGAAAAUGAUGUAAAAGAAAACUCUCAAGUAGCGAGCUCCAAAGCACUUCUUAUGUGUGUGUUGUAUUGUGUGUGUGUUUGUGGAAAUUAACGUAGUGUGAAGAAGUGGAAGAAGGAAAAGCGACAAACGACAACAAAAACAACACAAACGACAAUUGCAAUCCAAGGCAAACAACAAACAGCAGCAGCAGCAGCGCAUCGAAGGCCACACAGUCCCGUGCCCGGAGGACAAACAGGAACCCCGCCUGCCAGCCUCGAAUCUUUGUGGCAGCGGCGGCCAUUUCCAUUGCCUGUACUGUGUGCCGUGUGCUGUGGGCAGUGUAGAACGACCGGACGAUCAUGGAGGAGAAGCGCAUCGCCGACUAUUUUGUGGUGGCCGGAAUGCCAGAGCAGCCGCAGCUGCUGCAGGAGAACAUAUUCAACGAUUCGGGACGACUGAGGGCGGCCAGCACCAUCGAACCGAUUACAGACAUUGGCGUCUUCUUUCCGCUGCUGGGCGAGGAGGUGCCCGAGGGCUAUGAGCUGCUCGAACAGACGCCCACCGGCCUGCCGGCGAACCUCAAUCAUGGCUCUGUCCGCACCACAGAGUGUUAUAUAUACUUUCGUCGUGGCAAGGAUCGCCCACCACUUGUUGACAUAGGUGUCCUAUACGAUGGCCAUGAGCGCAUCAUGUCGGAUGCCGAGAUUGUGGCCAAAACACCAGGCGGACGUGUGGCCAAUGUGAACAAUUCGUCGGCAAAGACCUUCCUCACGUAUCGUCGGGCACGCGGCGACAUGCCCUGCAACGAGCUGGUGGUCACCGAACUCUGCGUCAUCGUCCAGAGCAAGGGAGAGCGGGCGCCGCACGCCUUCUGCCUGAUCUACAAGACUUUGAACAAGGGCUAUGUGGGCAGCGACGUCUAUCUGUGCUACAAGAAGUCCAUGUACCGCCCGAAGCACAUCAGCUACAAGCCGGAGAUCCUGCUGCGCUAUCCCACAGUCGACCACAACGAUUUCCCCCUCAAUUUGUGCCCCAGCGUGCCGCUCUUCUGCCUGCCGAUGGGCGCCUCCCUGGAGGCCUGGCCCCACGUCAAUGGCUCCGAGAAGCGCAAGCCCAUCAGUCCGGUGUUCAGCACAUUCGUGCUGACUGUCAGCGAUGGUACCUACAAGGUCUAUGGCUCGGCCCUCACCUUCUACGAGGAUUUCGAUGAAUCGCAGCUGUCCGCAGAGCAGCGGGAGCAGCUCGGAUGGGAUGAGGAAUUCGGUGCGCAGCAUUCGCUGCACAUGAUUAAGGCGAUCUGCCUGCUGUCGCACCAUCCCUUUGGCGACACCUUUGACAAAUGGCUCAAGUAUCUGCAUCGCAUGGUAUUGUAUGGCGUCAAUAUACCCAUACCCGUGGAGCGCUACAUAACCCAACUGCUGGACGAAGUGCCCUUCCCGGCACCGAGCAUACACCUGCAGCUGUCCAGCGAGUCGAAUGACCGGAUAUUGCUCACCCAGCCGGAGGAUUCGCCCCUGCCACGCAGUGGCGCUGGCUUCCACAUGCUGCUGCAGAAUCUGGGCACCGACAAUUGUUUGCAUGUGCUGCUGCUGGCCCUCACCGAGCAGAAGAUACUCAUACAUUCACUGCGACCUGCCACUCUGACGGCCGUGGCCGAGGCCAUCGUUUCGCUGCUGUUCCCGUUCAAGUGGCAGUGCCCCUACAUACCGCUGUGUCCCCUGGGCCUAGCCGAGGUGCUGCACGCCCCGCUGCCGUAUCUGAUUGGUGUCGAUUCGCGUUUCUUUGACCUCUACGAGCCGCCCACGGAUGUCACCUGCAUUGAUCUGGACACCAACAACAUAAGCUUGUGCGAAUCACAGCGCCAUUUGUCGCCGAAGCUGCUGCCGAAGCGUGCCGCUCGACUGCUCCGCCAGACGCUCACCGAACUGGAGAAUGCCAAGCCCAUAAGCUAUGACUCGACCAACAGCCUGGACCGUGACAUACGCAAGCGGAAGCGGGAGCUGGUGCUGGAGCAGCGCAUCCAGGAGGCCUUUCUCCUGUUCAUGGCCUCGAUAUUGCGUGGCUAUCGGGACUAUUUGGUGCCCAUAUCGAAGGCACCAUCGGUGGGGGCCACCGAUCCGAGUGCCUUAUUCCAGCUGAAGGCCUUUCUGCGUUCGCGCGAUAAGUCGCACCAGAAAUUCUUUGAGCUGAUGAUGAAAACGCAGAUGUUUAUACGCUUCAUUGAGGAGCGAUCGUUUGUGUCCGAUGGCGACCAUGGGCUCAGCUUCUUCGAUGAGUGUGCCGAGAAGGUGGGCAACUACGACGAGACGCCCGCCCAGCUGCAUUUGGUGGACUGGGACACGGGCCAGAGCAGCGAGCGAACCAAGUAUAUUUUCCCCCCAGACAGCGUGACCUCAGCAGGAUCAGCAGCAGGAGCAGCAGCGGGAGGGGCAUCAAUAAAUGGGGCGGGGGCAUACACCUACACCUACAAGAACUUUACGCUGCAGCCAGAGCUGCUGCAGACCGGCCGAAAGACGACCAUGUCCAAGUUCGUGCAGCUGCAGCUGAACGCCUCGCUGUCGCCGGGCUCCCCGAUUGCGCGCCGCACCAAGCACGAGGUGAAGCUGUCGCAGAAGAUGGCCAGCCGCUGUCAGCAGCAUCCGGAGGCGUGGUCCAAGUACCUGCUGGCCACCUGCUACUCGCUGUACUUCCUCAUCCUGCCCUCGAUGGUGAUCGAUCCGAGGCAUGCCGGCAAGGAGCACGACAUCCUGCGCGCCGCCUACGAUGUGCUGGUGCGGGCCAGCAAGCUGAAGAUCACCUGCGACGAGUUCUGCUACCGCAUCAUGAUGCAGCUGUGCGGCAUCCACAAUCUUCCGGUGCUGGCCGUCCGCCUGCAUUAUCUGAUGAAGCGUUCGGGCGUCCAGCCCAAUGCCCUCACCUACGGCUUCUACAAUCGCUGCGUCCUGGAGUCCACGUGGCCCAGCGACAGCACCACGCUCAGCCAGAUCCGAUGGAACCGCAUCAAGAACGUCGUUCUGGGCGCCGCCCAGUUCCGUCGAGCGGGCAAGCAGCGGGCCGCCGCCAAGGUGUGCAAGUCCCUGAGUACCUCGCACGACCAAAACCUGAGCACCCUGGAGACCGUCGACGGGCACCAGUCGCGCACCAGCCUGGCCUCCUCCUCGGGCGACACUCACGGCGGCCUCCUCGACUUUGCCGCCUUCGAUCGGCUCAGGAACAAACUGGGCAGCAUUGUGCGCCAGACGGUGGCAGGCGGAGCCAGCGAAUCGCUGCCCACCGAGGAUAUGGUGAACAGUUCCGCCGGACUGCUCAUCAAGGCCGGAGAGCCGAGUGCACCGCACACGCCCACGUAUGGUGGCGACACCGAGAUCCUGGCCAAGGCGUUACAGCAGCAGCAGCCGCCGCCGCGCAAGCAGAUCAUGAGCAUCGGUGGCGGCGACGAUGAGGAAGAGGAGGAGGACGAUGAGUAUGCAGGAGCCUCACCAAUCACACCGCAAAACCUCUCGGAAUCGGUGGUCGAUGAUCUGCACUACACUGGCGGCGACUACGAGGCCGAUGAGGAGGAGGAGGACGACGACGACGACGAUGAUGAUGAGGAUCAGUGUGUGUCGGGCGCCCAGAAGGCGCAUCAGCGUGUGCAGAGUCCCACCAAAAUAUCUCCUCGCACGCCAGUGACCCAGAAUGAUCCGCUGGGCGCCCUGAACGAGGAGGACUCCUCCACGAGCACGCCCACACAGCAGAAGCAGGAGGGGCUGCAGGAACAGGAGCACUCGCAGCAGCAGUCGCAGCCGGAUGGCAACAUCUACAGCGACAAGCCGAUCCUGUUCAGGGGACAGCGCAGUGCCACCUUCGAUGAGUCGACGCAGAUCGGGAAGAGCAUGCACCGGUCGGAGACGAUGCCGGUGGCCAGCAGUGGGGUGACCCACAGCCUGGCCAAUAUCGGAUCAUCGCUGAAGUUUACAUUCGGACGUUAUUCACCCGCACGAUUGUACCUUAAGAAAGACUUGAAAUUGCCCGCCAAUAUAAUAGAAAAUAUAUCGAGCAUAAGUCCCAGUCUGACGGGAAGGAAGUCCAACGAACUGAUCCAGGGAUCCCUGAGCAGCAUCAAGUACGCGGCCAACUCGCUGACCAAGAAGUUCGACGAGAUCAAGGGCGCCAUAUCGGCCAAUUCGACGCCAACGAAAACGAACAAUGGCCACCAACAUGCCCUGCCCCACCAUCCGCACCACCACCACCAUCAUCAUGGUGCGCAUCCGCAUCACCAGCAGCAGGAGCAGGAGGAGCACGAUGCGUCCGUCGACGAGGGCAAACUGAGGCGCGUCUCCAGCGACCUGGAUCCCUGGGGCAGGCUGAGCGAGUCGCGCAAAUCCAGCUACAACAAUCUGGUGCCCCUGGGCGAGAAUAGCCCCAGCGGCGCCCUGCACAUGCACGCGUUUCCGGCUCUGCCCGACAACCUGUACAGUCCCAUGACAGAGGGCUCCAUGGAGCGUGACUGCGAUGUGCUCAUCCAACUGACGACCUGCUCGCAAUGCCACAACUGCUCGGUGCUGGUGUACGAUGAGGAGAUCAUGAGCGGCUGGACGGCGGAGGAUUCCAAUUUGAAUACCACCUGCCAUGCCUGCAACAAGCUCACCGUUCCCUUCCUCAGCGUGCAGAUAGUCCGCGUGGAAGACGCGGAGUCGUCCAGCGAACAGCAGGCGAAUGGAAAGAGCAGCGCAUGUGAGAAUGGUGGCCAAGAGACCAGCUUAACAGUGCCGUAUCUGAAUCCGUUGGUGCUGCGCAAGGAGCUGGAGAAUAUACUCACGCAGGAGGGAGAUAUGGCGCUGAUCAAGCCCGAGUUUGUCGAGGAGCAUCCCAUUAUCUAUUGGAACCUGCUGUGGCUAAUGGAACGCAUCGAAAGCAAGACCCAUCUGCCAGAGCUUUCUCUGCCGGUGCCGCUCGAUAAGGAGCAAUUGGAUCCGCUCACCAAGGUGAAGACGGUGCACAUCCAGUGCUUGUGGGACAAUCUCAAUCUGCACAACGAGACCAGCGGCCCGCCCAUGUAUAUACUGUACAGGGAGACGCAGCCCACGAGUCCCCUGAUCAAGGCCCUGCUCACCGAUCAGGCGCAGCUCAACAAGAAUGUCAUUCAGCAAAUCAUUUCGGCCAUACGAUGCAAUGAUCUGGCCACGCCUUUGAAGCGUCUGGCCAACGAGCGGCACAAGCUGAAGAGCAAUGGUGUGGAACGGUCGCAUUCCUUCUACCGGGACAUACUCUUUCUGGCCCUCACGGUCAUCGGUCGCUCGAAUGUCGAUUUGGCCACAUUCCAUCGCGAGUACGCGUCCGUCUUCGAUAAGCUGACGGAGCGCGAAUGCAAUAUGUAUUACCGCAAUCAGGAUCUGCCGCCCUCGGCCUCGACGAUCUUCUGUCGGGCCUAUUUCCGACCCCUGCUGCUGCCCUGACGCACUCGAGAUGGCGGCUAUACUGCUUCCGAUCCCGAUCCCGAUCCAGAUCCAGAUUUUGAUCCAGAUUCCGAUCUGAGUGAUGAGAAAACGGACGAAGACCGAGACGCAGAUGCAGACGCAGAUGCCGAUGCAGACGAAGAGGACGGAAACGGAGAUACGGAUGAGUGACCGUGAAAGGAUAAGACGACCAAAAAACAACUUGAAAGAAGAGUAACUUUGACAACAACAAAACGCUUAUCAUAUACGACAGACACGACACUCUAACACUGACACACACACACACACACACACCUUAUUCUUCUUUUUAAGUACUUAAAUUAACAUUUUCGUUGCACUUGAAGCGAUGGCAGCAGACAAGUCCGUUUUAGUCUGUGUGCUCCAUCCCCAAAUCGACUGGUUUCUGUGACAAUAUACACAAACACACACAUCAAAUGCCCCACACACCACACCCAAAACAGUGCGUUUCAAGCCCGACGCCCCCAACUUGACCAUAUUAUUUUUUGUUCGGAUUUAAAUUAGCUUAAUUAUUGGUUUCCGUUCGUUCGUCCUGAACCUCUUGUUUAUUAGUGUACAGUUUUAGUGUUUCUGUUAAAGUGUUCCCAGUGUUUAGCUCUGGUUCUGAUAGUUCUGGCUCUGGCACCGCCUGAUCUUCGCUCAGUUUUUGAAUAAACACGAAGCAUGAUUCGGUUUACCUUUUGCCUGAACCUGCCCUACAUUGCUGAAACGUACUGUAUACACAAACAAAAUGAGAACCUUACUUGGAUACGUGUUUUCCUCACAUUUACAUGAUUCAAACUCUCGACCCUCGUCAUAUUUGCCUUAUUAUAUAUAAUAUAACGAUAACGAUAACGAUGCAUAUGUGUAUUAGAUGUAUAUGCAUAUGUAUGUGUGUGAUCUGGAAUAUCAUUGAUAGCAUUGUGAGAAAGUCCCCUCCCCCACGCGGUCCUCGAUCCUCAGUCCUCAGUCCACACUCUGCCUGCAUCCGCCCUCCAGUUAUUUCAAAAAUAACUAGCUAUUUUUUUUUUGUUUGGUGUAGAUCCUGAGAUUUUCUCACAAUGCAACGCUCUCGAAACGAGUCUCUUAGUUAGCUUAGCGAACUUUUGGCUGCGGUUAGCAGGGGGGGGUUUUGUGGGAAGGGAUAUAUGGAAUAUAUAUGGGAUUGGGCAUUGGUAUUGGUAUUAUUUAGGGGAAAAACAAAAUGAAAUGGAACGAAAUGAGAGGAAUGGAAUGGAAACAAUUAAACAUCGACUAAACACUAGCAAUAAUUUAUGAAUAAAUCGUAAAUAAAUGUAGAUGGAAUGUUUUUACAGUCCACGUUUUUAAA